Messenger RNA from Physcomitrium patens, 2252 nucleotides. The record is from RefSeq and is a predicted model, not a curated record. Lineage: Eukaryota; Viridiplantae; Streptophyta; Bryopsida; Funariales; Funariaceae.
AGACUCCUAUUUUCGGCGACGCAUGUCUCGACUUUGUGGACAUUGACUUCUUAAGCGAGAAAUUUGUAGAUGGGGAGCUGGAUAUCAAAGCUGGGUUUAGAUCGACAUUCGGGAUUAUCUUAAAUUUCAUGGAUAGUCGGAAAGAUAGGCAGAAUCUGGACCUUGUUCUGCGCAAGAUUGCAAGAAUGACCACAACGAGGGCGGGAUUUUGGAGGCACGAUGUUGCAGCAACCGAUUGGGUUUGAAGGGUUCAACUGUUCCUGGUUUGUAAGUGUCAAGGGUUUGCGUUCGAACCACCACACGAAGGUUUGCAGGAAAUUGUGAGCGGGAGUUGAGCGAAAGCUCCGGUCGAGACGUGGGGGCAAGAGCUACGUGUUUGCACUGUUGUGAGAGAUUCAUGGUAGUGCUUUAGGGUUGAGUUUUUUCUGAAGUUUGGUUAUGGAUUUUGGGAAUUUAGCAGUAUAGUCACCGGUUGUGAAAGUCUCGAACGGUGACGUGCAGUCGAGGGGAUUGCGUGUUUAUUUCAUGACUCUCAAGGGACUUUGCUGUUUCGAAUACUUGCGACUCUGAUUAUUGUUUACGUGUUUUACGUAAUGAUCGACGACUUCUAUCAUCGCCGCUGUGCUUGCUCAACAUCAACAGUUUUUUGUACUCGCGCGCUGUCGUGAAAAUGGAUCGCAUUUUAGUGCCUCCAGGUUUCCAGGGGUUUCAAGGGUUUGUGGCUUCAACUUUUUGUUGAUAUUUUCUGAUUUUUGACGAAUGUAGAAGAGCAUAGUGAAGUCUCUUGGGUUGAAUUAUUUGUUGCAGAUCCCUGCAACAGGAAGAACACGGAUCGAGUGGAUUCUAAUGGGUGAAUUUUAAUGGGCAAGUUUGAUACUAGCUGUGUUUUCUUCCCCAAACGUGGCUUUUAACCAGCGACGAACGUGACAAAGUCGAGAUAAUCUGGUUUUUAUUUCAGGUUCAACGGAGUCUAUUCUCUGGAUGAUUGCAAUGGUAAUGUUGCUGAUAACAGGGUUGGUAUUCGUUCUAUUUGACCGAACUGGAUGCGGAGCAAUCUGUGAUGCCAAUCUUCUCUACUCAUCACUGUGACAAUGAAAAGAAAGAGGGAAGCCGAAGUGGAAGGAAGUGACAUCUGCAAACUGGGGUCAGAAUGGGCUUCGAAGAGGCAAAAGUCGUUUGGUACGAAUAAGAAGGCUAUAACAAGCAUGGGUUACAAGUUCAUGAGCAGCAGACCUAGCGUAAGGCGAACCUCCCUCGGAUUUCAUUCUCAGGGCAGUGACUUCGUUUGGGAACCAAGUCACCACAGCAGCAAGACUCCACUAUUUGGAGAGGAAGAGGAAGAUGAAGAGGAGGACUGGAUUUCUCAGAUUGGUGCUCAGUAUAUGAUCCGGAAGAAGCUAUACGAGACUCGGGGUCCUUUGAGCAGCUGCAGCGCUUACUUCUCCCCAAGAGAACAUGAAGAAGAGUUAGAUAACGAGUUGGACGAUUCCUGGAUUGCGGAUUUUGGGAUGCGUUGGAUGAAGCGUCGGUAUCGGACGAGAAGGGGCCAAUAUAAGUUUCACGACGAUGCGUGGCUCUGUGAGUUGGGGUUCCAGUGGAUGGAUAGAGUUCGUGAGCGGGAGCACUCAACCCGAACCUGGCUGUCGGACUUAAGCUCUCUGUACAUGACGCGACGGAAACAGGAAACAGAUCGUGUCGUUGAUAAAUUUGGUUCAGGAUGCAGAGAUCAUGUGCAGCUUGCAGAAAGAUACAGGGAUAACCACGAAAAGGAUUCUUUUUGGGAGACGAAGCGAAAGCUUCAGUAUUCGGACCAAGGAGCUGAAUUGAAUAAUAGACUUAAUCCAAAUGUUGGGUCAGAGGAGGUGUCAGAGGUUGAGUCCCAAGGUAAGCACGAGGUGGAUCAUCGGGUGGACGAUCUGAACGCUUCAGAGUCUCUGUCUGUGCAGAGCAGCCGGACUGGUGUUCUGGACGAGCUCCAAGUCGCCUUUAGACAGCCUUCAAAUAUAGCAGUGCAGGAGGCCAAAUUUAAGGAGGGGGAAAAACCUGGUGGGUCUGAAUUUGGGGAGGAAAGGGGAGAAGUGGAUGCUUCUGAUGGGUUUCAAGUGUUGGAAUUCGAUCCUCAAGGAGACCUUGAGGUGGCUCAAUAUGUGGACCUUGAUGAAUGCAGUUCAAAUUCUUCUUAAACUAAUGUUGAUUGUUUGUAGAAAUCACUGAAACUUCAUAAAGCGCUGGAUGCUGGUUGGUGAAGGCAA